AUGUACGGUACCUCUCACUAUACACUAAUCACAAUUUCACAAUUGCUUAGAAAAUCAAUCCUCUCUUUAAGCGUUAUGUCGUCAAGCAUGAAUGUUCCACAAGUUGAAGUUAGUAUUGACAGAAGGAGACUCCCCCCAUCGGUAGGAUACACAUCAAACAAUGUCCGCAUCAUGAUCAACACUUGCUUUCACGAGGUUCUUGAAAACCUUACCACCCGUCAGCGAACGCUAACCGGCCGGUUCGUUUUGCUCUCCCCACCAGUUCUUAUCGAUUUCAAUCUCUCUAGUUUAAGCAACAGUUACAUCCAAGAGCUUCUCCGAGAUAAUCUUGCUCGUGGCCACCAUUGGUUAUGCGAAGAUUUGGCCGCGGAUAUCUCAUCGGAAGCGGAGGAGUUAGGUUUUGGACGUAAUGGAUUUAGCUUGACCUUCUCCAUCGAAAUCACUUACGAGAGGGUUGUGGCCAUGUCUGAUCCUCCUCCAGACGAUGGAUUGUUUUUGAGAACUGUGCUAUCGAAGUUGGUUGUGCUAGGGAAGAUAGAUAGAGAGGAGCAUGAGAGUUUGACGAAUAUGGAAACAGAGUCGUCGUGUUCGAUUUGUCUCGACAAUCUCUAUGGUUCUUCUUCGAUACAUGGUUCCGCCACACUGAUGAACUGUUCUCAUGUCUUCCAUGAACGUUGUCUCUCGGAUUGGCUUCAACGGAAAAACACAUGCCCCAUGUGUCGGACUGUGUUGUACAAUUGCUGAUUUUGGAAACACAUGGGGAUCGAAACUAGGGUUUUCAUGUACUGAUUUCGCAAUCUGGGUCACAUGCGAGUCAAAUUGUUAAAGUGCUAUUUUGAUAAUAAAUUUAGAAACUGUAGUUUUACAA
Brassica napus (rape) is the source of this 868-nucleotide messenger RNA. RefSeq lists its product as uncharacterized. Lineage: Eukaryota; Viridiplantae; Streptophyta; Magnoliopsida; Brassicales; Brassicaceae. Bases 1 to 744 code for a protein of 247 amino acids. The transcript has a single exon. Gene Ontology annotation, biological process: protein ubiquitination. Gene Ontology annotation, molecular function: ubiquitin protein ligase activity. The record is from RefSeq and is a predicted model, not a curated record.